Gryllus bimaculatus (two-spotted cricket) is the source of this 435-nucleotide messenger RNA. Lineage: Eukaryota; Metazoa; Arthropoda; Insecta; Orthoptera; Gryllidae. The record is from the annotation of a GenBank genome assembly.
AUGGCAUCUGGUGCUGCUGGCGUGCGCAAAGAAGAAGAGGGCGACAGGCAAGGGGGUACUUGUUUUGUUGUUGUUGUUGUUGUUGUUGUUGAUGUCCAUGUUGAUGAUAAUCAUGAUGACGAUGACGAUGAUGGUGUAGUAAUGUAUGCUCUAAUCUCUUUCCUUGCUACACCACUGAAAUUCCCUUCCAACAGGACACCAGAUGAUCUCGGUCUGCUCUUUUGGAACUUUUUGUUUGUUGAUCCACGCGUAGAAACAGGAUUUUGUGACAAUUGCGAAGACAAUGUUCGAGAUGUUUAUGAGAAAAACUUAUCUUAUCGCUAUUUUCUCUAUUGGACGAAAGAAGAAAAUAAUAUAAGGGAGAAUAUUAUUAAAGAAAGCAGUAAUUUUAGAAAAUAUUCGAAAAUGCCAUGUCAGGAAUACCUCAAGAAUAUC